Lates calcarifer (barramundi perch) is the source of this 10522-nucleotide messenger RNA. It is a transcript of the gene ptprq, whose product is annotated as protein tyrosine phosphatase receptor type Q. Gene Ontology annotation, biological process: protein dephosphorylation. The record is from RefSeq and is a predicted model, not a curated record. NCBI's taxonomy places the organism in Eukaryota, Metazoa, Chordata, Actinopteri, Centropomidae. Gene Ontology annotation, molecular function: protein tyrosine phosphatase activity; protein binding.
GGCCAACCUCUCUGGUCUGAUGGCUCGUCCUAUAACCUGACAGACACUGUGAUGACAUCACUGCCAGCCAAUCAGACAGACUGUUUUGCCCUUCAGAAGAAUGCCACAGGACCAGGAUACUUUCUCACUCCAUUCUUCUGUAACAUCCCCUUACCCUUCAUCUGUCAAUACCAGACCCCUCGAGUCCCUGCUUCAUUCUCCUUCGACCUGGUUCAGGUGACAGAGCAACAGGUAGAGCUCCUUUGGAGUGACUUCUCACCCUUGAACUCCCUUGAUCAUUCAUCUUAUGAGAUAUUCCUCCAGUACCAGAAGGAGGCGAAUGGCGAGUUGGGGCAAAGUGAAGAGGGCACAGGCAGGAUGGCCGAGGACAAAAAAGGGAUCCAGAGCCAGAGCAGUGUCGAAAAAAUUGUGAAAGUCCCCAUCUCCCUCUCUUCCAGAGGGGUCACUGUAGCAGGUUUGUCUCCAGGGAGCGUCUAUUCUUUCACCCUUCGAGCCUCUCACCCUGCAGGCUCCAAAUGGAGCUUGGGACAGACACGAACUGCAUACACUAGACCUCUGCCUCCUCAAAACAUCACCAUUGGUCUUGUUACAGUGAGUCAGAUUAGUGUUCACUGGAUGCUGCCAAAUGCAAAGUACGUGGCUGGAUGGUCAUUUGUUGUUCGCUAUGUGGACAUGUCUUCAAGAGAAGAGAGGAUGGUUGGAAUGACCAACAUCUCAAGCUCAUCUGAGGCUAGUGGGUUGCGGUCAUACACAGCUGCGAUUGGAGGGCUGGAGUCUUACAGGAAAUACAUGGUUGAAAUUUACACAGUCACCCAGAACGGGAUAGAGAGCUGUGGACAGGCGCCUGUGACUGUACAGACUGCAGUGAAAGCCCCCAGUGGUCUGGUGGUGUUGAGUGCGAGUGGAAAUCUGACGGUCUGCUGGACCAGUCCACCUGAUGCCCCUCCAGAUGGUUAUUAUAUCACAGCCCACCCACUCACGAACCCCAGAGCUGCUUCUUCGCUGUGGGUUAACCAAUCCAGUCCUGGGGUACUCUGGAUAAAUCAGUCCAUGUGUGUUGAUUUGGGCUCAUAUACUCCAGGUCAGACUUAUGAAGUAGGAAUGACUGCACUGAAGGGAGAGGACAGGAGCCAGAGCACCACCGUCCUACACACCGCAGAUCCAAAUGCAGUUGAGGUAGCAGUCCCUCUCUCAGUGAGUGCAAACUCUGCACAGCUGUACAUUCAGCAGCCACAGCUGGGUCUGAUUGAUGGGGUGAAAGUGUGUGUGUGUCCAGGAGUCUGUGAUGCUGCUUGCAAGGGAUUAUGUGGGUAUUCGUGCGACUGGUACUCCCUCCCUGCUGGUGUUCAUGUUGUAACUAUUAGCAACCUCAGUCCAGGAUCAGAGUACCAGCUCAGGGUUCACAGCACCAGCCGGGAGCAGACGGGACCACCUUACUACACCCGCCCCAUCAGAACAAGUCUGGCCCCUCCCAGCAGAGUGAGGGAGGGCGUGGUGACAGAUUCAUCUAUAGAGCUGCUUUGGGAUCCUGCAUAUGGACAGGCUCACAGCUAUGAGGUCAUGUGCCUCAACUGUGACCAUUCACGCAUGGUGCAGAAGGUGUUGACUCAGAGUGCAGUCUUUUCUAGUCUGACUCCAGGCAGACUCUACCACUUUGCAGUACGAACAGAGAAGGAGUCCUUCACAGACAGUUCCCCUGUCACCAUCAACAUCACUGCAGCUCCCAGCCCAGUCGAGGUGUUUCUCAUCAAUAAAACCACAUCAUCCAUAUACAUUAGCUGGGGUAUAGCCAGGGGAGUGAUGAGCGCACUCGUCCUGUCAAUCAAAAACAGGACAUCCAAUCAAGAGCUGAUCAUUUCUCAACAGGAGCCCAGAUCUUACAGCUUUGAAGGCCUUGCUCCUGGAAGCCAAUAUACAAUUGAUGUGAUUUGCUCAAGCGGGGAAAGGAAGAGUAAACCUGCUACUAUAAUCCUCCAUACUAUCCCAGAGGUACCACAGGAAGUGGCUCUUUCAGAGCAGGUAGUGACAUCUGUGUUUGUCACCUGGAGACCACCACCAGGACAGGUGGAGGGCUACAAGCUUGUUUUUGGCUUGCUGUCAGUGGACAGGAAAUCAUGGAUUGAGGUGUUUGUCCAGAGCACGAGUUAUGAGAUCAGGGAUUUGAUUCCAGGGUCAGACUAUGGUGUCAACAUUCAGAGUGUGCUGGGCUCAGACACCAGUCAGACGGUCCACAGAGAGUUCAGCACACGCCCUGCAGGACUAUGCAGCCUCCACUUGGGCUAUGUGAACUCCUCCUGUGUCUCUGUGAGCUGGGACGAUGCGUUUGGAGAGUUUGACUUCCACAGAGUCAUUGUGGCCAACGUCUCACUCACAAACACGCUCACCAUACCCAAGGAGGAGCGGGUCGCCGUGGUUACAGGGCUGGCCGAUGGCUGCAGCUACAAUGUGAGCGCCGAGAGAGUGAGAGGAGUGACAGCGGGGAGCGCUGCCUUCCUGACUGUAACCACAGUGCCAUCCCGUGUGCAAGGAGUGCAUGUCGUGAAUGUGUCCGCACAUGCGUUCUCACUUCGCUGGGAGCAGGCAGUGGGGUGUGUGGAUCAUUACCAAGUGAGCCUGCUACCUAAGCAGGGAGAAGUCACAGUGCACCCUGGACACAACGGUUACAUUCAGGCUGAUGUGGUCAGUGUCAGUCCGGGGACACAGUACACUGUCACAGUCACAACAGCCUCCUCUACCAACAUCGGCCCUGGAGUUAGCCGCAUGAUCGAUACCAAUGAGAGUGUUCCUGGUCCACCUACAGGCCUAGAGGGAGAGGCCGUAGGCUCUAAUGGUAUUCUGCUCUCCUGGACCAUGCCUGAUGGCAACAAUAUUGAUGGAUAUAUCAUCAGGUACAAGGAGGUAUGUCCCUACCCUGAUAACGCCUUCACACAUGUGACCAAGAACCUGGACAUACCAGAGACCCUGCUCAAUGACUUCACUUCAGGUUCUACAUACCACAUUCAGGUAGCAGCCAAGUCUCAAGCUGGAAUAGGAGCAUUCAGCAAAUCCUUAUACAUAAAGACUGCUGAGUCUUCCCCUGGCCUGGUCACCAACCUGACAGCAUUUGCCCACAACCACACCUUUGUCAUGGUCACCUGGUUCCUGCCGCAUCGCAUCAACGGCCUCAUCACAAAAUUUGCCGUCAAGGCGAAAUACGCUCGUACGGGGCAGAUGGUCCGUAUCCUGGAGGUCAACGCAGAGGACAUCAUGACUGUAGCGCUGCCUCACUGCAAUGAUGCAGCUGAUAUCCUGUCUCGGGCGACUUUGAGUCCACUGGAGAUAACUGCAUCCUCUCCACCCAUCACCCUCUCAGCCGUGCCCCCUGCAGCUUCCUGGAGUGUGCCCAUAUCGGUGGGAGUUGAUCAGCUGCGACCCUACACUGCCUAUUUAUUCGAAGUGUCUGCCUUCACUUCUGAUGGAGAGGGACAGAUAGCCUCUACUAUGGUCCGCAUGCCAGAGUCAGCCCCAGAGGACCCGCCACAAAACUUCUCUGUACUGAAUAUGACGUCAAGAUCUAUUUCUGUGUCCUGGAACUCACCCAACAUUAUCACAGGAAAAUUCACCUACACGCUUUACCUUUACGGACCUACAGGAUAUCUGUACGAGAACAGCACAGGAGACAUGCGGUUUGCUUUUACCAGUCUGACCCCAUACACAAGGUACAGGAUGGCUGUCCGAGCCAGGGCGGCUGGGGAAGUGGGUCCGGCAGCGGAGGAAGAUGUAAUUACACCUGCUGAAGCACCCAGUGCAGUACAGGACCUGGUGGCUAUAGCUGAGGAUUCAGUUUCAAUCCGAGUGAGUUGGAGAAGCCCCGCUCAGCCCAAUGGUCCCAUCACCCAGUACAGAUUGCAGGUCCUGGUAGAUGAAACUCUGCUGCAGGACAUCACCCUCACUGCAGAAAUGAAUACAACUGAUUUGUACCAAGAUGCGACACUUCCCCCUGAUGUCCAUAACAGCCCAGGGCGGCGCAAGAGAGCUGUUGAGCUCAGUUUGGUCACGUCUCCGCCAACUUUCACAGCCACUGUUUCUGAACGCACUCAGCCCAACAGCAUGACUGAUUCCAGCUUCACACAGUCUGCACUUAUUAGCCCUGACCAUAUCGCCAACACAGAUGUCCAACCGGUUACAGUUGACCCCAUGGUCACUGAGAAGCCCAGCACCAGUCACGCCUCAUACUCUGACAGCACAGUCAGUCAGUCAUCUGACUCUUCAGUUUUUGGGACCAGUGCUCUUUCUCUUACUUCUGUGCCACCUACUACACUUCCACCCUGGCUGACAAAGCAGUCACAUGCUGGCGAUAUGACCUCAGAUCUCUCCCCUUUGGCCCUGACCUCAAGCCAGGUCCACUUGUCAACUCGUGAUGCAUCGAUUACGGGACACUUUUCAACUCGCAGUGCAGCAGCUUCUGGGACUACUGGUGUAACGGUGAGAGAGGAGGUGAUGGACGUUUUGUCUGAAGAGUUGUCUUACCUGGUGUCAGAUCUAUAUCCCUUCACCGACUACACAUUCAGGGUUACUGCUUCCACCACAGUGGGAGAGGGCCCUGCCUCAAAUAUAACUGAGAAGACCAGGGAGCAGGUCCCUACCUCAGUGCUUGAAGUGUCCUAUCAAAACAUCAGCUCCACAUCCAUUGAAGUCAGCUGGGUCCCUCCACUCUCCCCCAAUGGACGGAUCACACAUUAUACUGUCUAUGUUCUCAAACUAAACAGUAACCAGGCCCUGAAGUUGGUUACCAACACUACCAGCAUUUUGAUAGCAGAUUUGGAUAAGUACACUGGUUAUAAGCUACGUGUGGCUGCAUCUACAGUUGUGGGAGAGAGCUCUCUUUCUGAGGAAGAUGACAUCUUUGUUCAUACCUUGGAGGAUGAGCCUGACUCCCCCCCAGAGAACCUCACUGUGGUAGACACCAGCCCCUCCACUGUCACACUGACCUGGUCUGCACCAGAGAGAGCCAAUGGGGUGAUCCAGCGUUAUGAGGUCCUGUAUGAGAAUGAAUCCUACUCUGAUUUGAUGAACACCUCUUCUAACAGAGUGACUCUGAUGGGCGUGAAGCCAUUCUCCUACUACAACGUGUCAGUGAGGGCGUACACUCGUUACGGCCACGGCAACCAAACGUCAGACACUUUAUACCUCCUGUCUGGAGAGGAUGUCCCAGGCAGUCCUCCGUACAGCCUCACCUAUGAGUCGGUCAGUCCCAGUGAGGUGAAUGUGACCUGGCAGCCUCCUCUGCUGCCUAACGGGGUCAUCACCCACUACAGCCUGGAGCUUUGGAAUUCCAGUCACUACCUGAACCUCACCUCCCCGACCAACUACAUCCACAUCACGCACCUGCGGAAGUACGCGCACUACCGCGUCGUGGUGCAGGCACACACAUGCGUCGGGCCCGGAAACUACAGCAGCGAGCCGCUCAACAUCACCACUCUGGAGGAUGCUCCAGACACACCUCCUCAGUACCUCCAUGCCAGAAAGUUGUCAGACUAUGAGGUAGAAUUGUCAUGGCAACCACCACUUGAAGCCAAUUCAGACAUCCUCUACUACGUUGUCAGAGUUUGGAAUGAAACAAGUGAGCUGUGGCAGAAUGUGACAGAGACAUCAGUGGUUAUUAAUGUGGACUCAGAGAGUCGCUACAAUGCCUCCGUCUCCAGCUGGACCCGACUGGGAGAUGGAGGCGUGCUGAUCUACAUCAGCUUUACCACCAUAGAUGCAGAGCCAUUUGACCCCCCGCAGAAUGUGACUGCUGCUAAUGUGACUGCCUCCUCUUUCACCUUGCUGUGGCACCCGCCCACUGAGCCCAAUGGAAUCAUUGUACACUACACUAUUUACUACUCUGACAAUAACACUGUGACUGAGCAGAGGGUUCCUGUUUCAGACUUACCUGCACCUGCCUCUCCUGAUUCACUCCUCUCCUACACUCUGACACGGCUGACUGGGGGCACUAACUACACCGUGUGGAUGACCUCCAGCACUGUGCAGGGGGAUGGAGGGGUCCGGAGCAAGACGCUAACCCUGUUCCUACCAGAGGAUGUGCCAAGCGACUCAGUUUCAAACCUGACGGCUCAGAUCUUCAGCUCCACCGCCAUCAUCGUCAGCUGGGACCCUCCGCUGGAGCCAAACGGCCGUCCUUAUUACCUUCUCACCUUACAGGAGGCCGGUACCCCCCCAGAUGUAUCCAGCCAAGGGACUCCAGCUGUCAACAAGACAAUCAAGCAUACCACGACUGACAAUGUCUUCCUAUUCACCAAACUCAAGAAGUAUUUCCCUUAUGUGCUGACAGUUACCCCGGCAACUGGUGCUGGCCCUGCCUACAACCACACCAGCACAAUGUACCUGAGAACGGAUGACGACAUACCUAGCUCUGCUCCAUUACUGGUGUCCACCAGGAACGUGUCAUCGUCCUCCAUCGCUGUGGUCUGGCAGCGCCCUCUAGAGGCCAACGGGGAGAUAACUGAGUACACCCUCACGCUGUUCGGCCCCGGGGGUUCCAACACGAUACAUACCCUCAACACCUCGUACAUCCUUACUAACCUACUUCCGUACACGGCUUACAACCUCACUAUUUCAGCAGCAACACGUAAGGGAUCAGGGCCUUAUCUGAUGCUGCAGCUGCACACUGAUGAAGGAGGCCCCAUGUCCCCUCCCCGUAACCUGACUAUAUACAACCACACGGCAGUCUCUGUGUGGCUGAGCUGGGAGCCUCCUCUGGAGCCCAACGGUGUGGUGAUACAGUACAGCUUCAGGAUCCGAAACCUCAUCACACACACCGUCACACAUCAGAAUUCCUCUGGACCAUCAACCACAGAGUAUCUAUCAGGCUUCAGGCCUCACAGCUCCUAUGAGAUCAGUGUUUACAGUUACACCAGAGUGGGCCAUGGGAAUCAGUUCAGCAGCCCUGUGACUUUCACGACUAACGAGUCAGUAUCUGAUGCUGUGGGGAACCUGUCUUGCUCAGGAGUGAGCUGGGAUUCAAUUCAGCUGUCCUGGGAACUUCCCGCCAACCCUAAUGGCCAGAUCGUUUUCUAUGAAAUUCUCGUGGAGGUAGCCUCGCAGUCCUACACACACCAGGCACACUCACUGGAGUACACAGUGACUGGGCUGUCACCAGACCAGGAAUAUGCACUCACUGUGGCUGCAGUCAAUUCCGCAGGACCUGGAGACAGAGUAAACUGUACUGCUUCCACUCUCUCUGAAUCAGUCCCGGCUGCCCCUCGCUUACUCACCAUCUCUCAGGUCACACCUAACAAUAUGACACUCCAGUGGGCUGCACCGCUCUCUAUACCAGGCCUGCUGAAAGAGUACCACAUCAUUGCACAGCUGCUUUCGACUGUUUGCGAAGCAAACAUCCUACCUACUGCACGGCCGGCCUCAGAGGACGAACUGACCUCAGACUGCGUUGACUCUCACGUUGCAGUGUCGGUGAACGCUUCGGACGACAGUGACAAGAACCACAACAGCAUCACACUCCAAUCCCUAAAUAAAUACAGAUACUACCGCUUCAAAGUGGCCGCCGUGACCAACGCUGGAGUUGGAGAGUAUACACACUGGAGUUAUGCACGCACCCUCGCUGGAAACCCUGAUGCCCCUCCCCGUGACCUGAAAGUGACCCCCACCUCCAAUAGCCUUCGCAUUGCAUGGGAGGCCCCAGCUGUCCUCUCUGGGCCAACUUCUUAUCUCGUGCAGGUGGAAGGCCCUAGUGUGAACAUCUCAACAGUCCGGGCUCCAGGAGAGUUGAUGACUGUCGUUGUGACUAACUUGACUGCUUUCACCAGUUAUUCUGUGACUAUCACUGCCUUCACUGGUCCACUGGAGCUGGCUGCCAACGAUGGGAAAGCUAUUGGACCUACUGAAUUUCAAACGCUGGAGGAGGAGCCCAAAGACCCUCCCAAGAACGUGAUCGUAUCAAUUAUCCCGGAGGAAGUGAACCGCGUGAAGGUGACCUUCACGCCCCCAGAAGAGCCCAAUGGAAAUAUAACAUCCUACUUUGUGUACAUCUAUGAAAAAGACCAACUGGUCAAGAACAUGAGCCUUAAUAUCAUCCAGAGAGAGCAUAACACCCUGACUGCUGUUAUAGAGGGCCUGAAAGGAGGAAACAGCUACAGCAUACAGAUUUCAGCAAGGAACGGGGCUGGUAGGAGCCCACCCAGCCCACAUGUCCAGAUAACAACAGGAAUCAAAGCCCCGGCCAAGCCAAACCAAAGACCCCAGGCAGUGCUGGGCCAUGGUGGGGUUGCCAUGGUAACCCACAGGAGUAUCACCAUCCGCAUGCCUGCCUGUUUCUAUAGUGACGACAAUGGACCAAUCACAAAAAUUCAGGUCAUCGUGGCCGAGUCAGGGGUGAAGGAUAUCCAGAACCUGACCAACUGGAAGAAUGCGUUUUUUGACCGUCCUGCCCCUUACUUGACUGACAAGGGGUUCCCCAACCCACCGUGUUUUUUGGGGGACGGGGCAUCGCGCAAGGCUGCACACGUCAGAGGUGGUCACAACGCGUCUGGAGAUGGCUGGCCCCUGGUGAGGCACAACCACACUACAGCAGCAACGUACGUGAUUGGAGAGAACGAUGACUGUGCGCGGGAGAACAACACCGACAGUCUCUGCAAUGGACCUCUGAAGCCUAACACGGUCUAUGUGUUUAAGUUCAGAGCCACUAACAUCAAUGGCCAAUACACAGACUCUGACUACUCUGACCAUGUCAAAACUGCAGUGGAUGGGCUGUUGACCAGAGAAGAGCAGAUCAUUCUGGGUGUUCUGCUUUCCUUCUUCUUGGCUGUGUUACUCAUCAUCAUCAUCUGUGGUUCAGUCAAGAUCCAUCAGCGCAAGAAGGAGGGUGGGACUUAUUCACCCAGAGAGGCAGAGAUCAUAGAGACCAAGUGUAAACUGGAUCAGCUGAUCGCUGUUGCAGAUCUGGAGCUGAAACAAGAGAAGCUAAACCGGCUUCUCAGCUACAGGAAAUCACUCAAGCCUGUCAACAAGAAGUCUUUUCUGCAGCAUGUGGAGGAUCUGUGUGCCAACGACAAUGCCAAGUUUCAGGAAGAAUUUGCUGAGCUGCCCAAGUUGCUGCAGGACUUGGCCACCACCGAUGCUGACCUGCCCUGGAACAAAUCCAAAAACCGCUUCCCCAACAUCAAACCUUACAAUAACAACCGAGUGAAACUGCUGUCAGAACCAGGCACCGCGGGCUCUGACUACAUCAACGCCAGCUUCGUCUCAGGCUACCUGUGCCCCAAUGAGUUCAUUGCCACCCAGGGACCUCUGCCCGGCACAGUUGCGGACUUUUGGAGGAUGAUCUGGGAAACGGGAACCCGCACCAUAGCCAUGCUCACACAGUGUUACGAAAAAGGCAGAAUUCGAUGUCACAAGUACUGGCCCGAGGACAACAAGCCAAUGUCAGUGUUUAGUGACAUUCUCAUCUCAAAAGUGUCAGAGGAAGUCCUUCCAGACUGGACUGUCAGAACCCUGAAAGUAGAAAAGCUUGGACACUACAUCCUGGUUCGUCACUUCAACUACACAUCAUGGCCUGAGCACGGUGUGCCAGAGUCCUGCAGCACUCUCAUUAAGUUUGUGAAAGCUGUCCGAACCCACAGACAUGACAAUACCACUAUAGCGGUUCACUGCAGUGCCGGUGUGGGAAGAACAGGUGUGUUUAUUGCCUUAGACCACCUCAUUCAGCACAUCAGGGAUCACGACUUUGUGGAUAUUUAUGGCCUAGUGGCCGAACUGCGCAGUGAGAGGAUGUGUAUGGUGCAGAAUCUGGCCCAGUACAUCUUCCUGCACCAGAGCACACUGGAACUUCUAAACAAUAAAGGCAACAGCCAGUCCAUCUGGUUCGUCAGCUAUUCCGCUCUGGAGAAGAUGGACUCCCUGGACGCCAUGGAAGGUGAUGUUGAGCUGGAAUGGGAAGAAACCACCAUGUAAAGACAAAAACCGAGGGACACCCGCAACUGAGGGAGAGCAAGAAUCUUAUUUUUUUCGGAGUCUUUGGGAUGUGACCUGAACGCAGACCCUGGACUGGACCACCUCUGCCACGCAAUGGAAGAGGAACAGCAGGAGGAGAAACAGGAGGUGAACAACACAGUCUGAACUGAACAGCUCUGUCAGUCGACUUAAAGACUUUGUUGCUCCACUUCAACCCACUUCUCAGCAGUCCUCCCUUUAUUGAACCUCUUGUCUACUAGUUUUCAAAGAGAGUGAGAGAAGCAAAAGGGAGACAGGGACAAAGAAUUUCAGAAAUGACUGGGAUACAGGAGAAACGGCGAGCUGAUGGUGAGAGCUCUGUCACAUCUGUGAGCCUACAGGUACUGUGCACAAAUUGAUUUCACUGUGUAUUGUAAUUACUGAAUUAUGUUGAUAUCAUCUAUGUUUUUGUAAGAUAAAUUAUUCAGCCAAAAUGGUAUUUUUUUUUCAAUCUCUUUGUAAUUCUACCUGUGUCGAAGAGUUGUUCAUCCCUCCUCAAGUGUGAUUUGCAAAAAAUAAAGCAACCUGUAUUUUU